Molecule: messenger RNA, 2120 nt
Organism: Nerophis ophidion (straightnose pipefish)
Lineage: Eukaryota; Metazoa; Chordata; Actinopteri; Syngnathiformes; Syngnathidae
Gene: ifngr1l
Product: growth differentiation factor 10b
Exons: 3
Coding region: 230-1498 (422 amino acids)
Biological process (GO): BMP signaling pathway; SMAD protein signal transduction
Cellular component (GO): extracellular region
Molecular function (GO): cytokine activity; growth factor activity
Source: RefSeq, a predicted model, not a curated record
GCGUGUUCUAUUUGUGCGUGGGCACUGCACACUGUGCAGCCACCCUUAAAGCCCACAUCACUGCUGAUUUGGAGCAGUUUAAGACUGGGGAAGCUUGUCUAUCACCUUUUGCCAUUUAGAACUUCUGCAUUCUCCUCCCACUGCAACAACAUCUGCACACAAAUGCGGACUACCUAACGUGGAUAUAGCACCCACUCAGUGUGCGCUCUUGUUGUUGUUUUUUUGUCCGAUGGAAACUUUCCCCUCCACAUCAGCCAUGGCAAAGUGGUUCAUGCACACGCUGCCUGUGUUGAUGCUCCUGCAGAGCACUUGGAGUAGAAUGUCCGUGGACGUGCGAGGUCCGAGCGGCCACUCUGCGCCGGAGCAGCGCGUCUUUACGCACGCAAGCAUGGUCUCCGCCAGCAUGCUGGAAGUCUACGAGAGAUACAGCAAGGACCCACGCACCCACAGAGAGGGGAACACCGUGAGAAGCUUCACAGCUGUCCCGAAAGCGUCGCACGGAAAAGAAAUGUUCCAGUUCAACUUAUCGUCCAUCCAAAACUCUGAGGUCAUCCUCUCUGCCUCCUUCCACUUCUUCUGCACACGUCAAUGCCACCGUCUGUGGCGUUCCCGUCGCCGCCAUCCUCUGGUCCUCUUCCAUGGAUUGUUGUCCAACAAUCUGCUGGGAAACGCCACUCUGAGCUCCUUUAAGAAAGGAGCCUGGCAGUCAGUGGACAUCACAAGCGUAGUCCAACAAGGCAAAGAUCGGGUCAUCAUGGUGGAGUCCGAUUUCAUUUUAGCAGGAAUGCGACAGAGGAGUCCCAACGACCAGGAGCGUCUCUCUUCGGACGAUUUGCCUUUUUUAAUCCUCUACGCCGAUGACCAGGCCAUAAAUGAGCCCAACAGCGUGGCCGCCACGCUCCUAAGGUACAAACCCUUAAGAGUGGAGGAAGAUGCAUCAUCCUCAAGAACCCGAAGGGAGCUCCAUCUCCAAAUCCAAACCAAUGACAUCCCAGAGGUUCAGUUCGGCACCUUGAAGAACCACGAACUGUGGCAAAGCACUUUUUUCCCUGGCAAAUCCAAAGCCAAAGCAGGAAGGAAGCAGCACCAGGAGGACCGGGAGGCCCUGGGAAAACAGCAGGUGCUGAGCUUUGACGAGAGGACAAUGAAGAAGGCCAGGAGGAGACAGUGGAGUGAGCCCAGGGUUUGCUCAAGGCGCUACCUCAGGGUGGACUUUGCUGACAUUGGAUGGAGCGAGUGGGUUUUAGCGCCAAAGUCAUUUGACGCCUACUACUGCGCUGGUUCUUGUGGAUUCCCCAUCCCUAAGGUGGUACGUCCCUCCAAUCACGCCACCAUCCAGAGCAUCGUCAAAGCUGUGGGAAUCGUGCCGGGUAUUCCAGAACCAUGCUGCGUACCAGAAAAGAUGAGUCCUCUCAGUGUGCUUUUCCUGGACCCCACUAGGAAUAUGGUCCUCAAGGUUUACCCGGGCAUGUCUGUGGAUACCUGUGCCUGCCGGUAGGAGCCGAUCAGAUCACCCAUCUUUUAUUUUUUUCCUUCCUACAAACUGCCGUUCAGCGAUGACAACAAGUAUUUUAUUUUUAUGACUCCUGGAAAGCUUUGGAGACUGAUGUCAAAAACUGAAUCACAUAACAUUAGGUUAUGUCAUUUCAACUUACAUCCAUCCAUCCAUGUUCUACCGCUUGUACUUAACUAACCUUUAUAUAUAUAUAUAUAUAUAUAUAUAUAUAUAUAUAUAUAUAUAUAUAUAGUUAUUACUGCAUGAGAGGUAAUGAUUGUGUGUUUAUUAUUAUCUGCAUUUUUACAGCGAGUUUGGGCCUCAGGCUGCAACACCAGGAAAGAACUUGUGUGUUGCUGCCACCUGCUGUGCAUUUUUAACAUUGCAGGGGCUGCAGCAAUGGCGCUUGCUGAAGCUAUUCACUUUAAUGCAUUGAUAAUUUUCUAUCCAUUACAAUGUGUACAGUUUUUUAAUGUGUACAGAAAAUAGUAUAAAACUCUAAUUGUAUAAUCACAUAUUAUUGCAGUAAUUUAAGUUGUUGCUUAUACUGUAAUCUGACGCUUGAUUAAUUCUACGGUAGAAACAGCGUGUGUGCUUAUCAAGGUAUUAAAGUAAUUUUAAUUUA